This is a messenger RNA of Myripristis murdjan (pinecone soldierfish), 645 nucleotides long. RefSeq lists its product as uncharacterized. Lineage: Eukaryota; Metazoa; Chordata; Actinopteri; Holocentriformes; Holocentridae. The record is from RefSeq and is a predicted model, not a curated record. Bases 1 to 645 code for a protein of 214 amino acids. The transcript has 5 exons.
AUGGGUAUUUUUAGUGGCCCUUAUCUCUUUAUGAAACAUGAGGCAUGCUGCAGAGGCUUACGAUCAACUCCCCUGGAUGAAGCCACUGGUGGUGCCUUCCAAUCACUGCAAUCAGGGGGAUUUAAUGCAGCUGCACACACCGGCUCCUCUUUUCCUGCCUGGACCACACACCAAGAACUAAAAGUGGAUGUUCGUUCUGCUGCUUCUGGCUCUGCUGCUCUGGACCCUGCUGUUCCCAGCACUGCUCCUCCUGGCCCUGCUGAUCCUGGCCCUACUGUUCCCUGCCCUGCUGCUCUUGGCCAUGCUGCGUCUGGCAACAUCACUUCUGGCCCCACCUUUCUCCAGAUUGCCCUUGCCUCCAUGACAAGUCCUCCCGCUUUGUGGGUUCCUCACAUUGUCCUCCUCACGUUGCCCUGGUGUCCAGCAGCAGGUUCUGUCACGCAGCACAACAUGUGCAAAGAGUCUGAUCCGCUUCUGUACAGGGAACUCACCCGUGCCGCUAGACGGGGUGCUGCCAUCUUGAAGCAGAGGUGCAUGACAAAAGCCUGGGCUGGCAGGCAAAGACAGGAACUUAAUAGACAGCGGGGCCUCAUGAACCUGCAAAUGAUAUCCACAGGGGUUUGGACUGAGGCAUUGUCAGAGUAA